Molecule: messenger RNA, 776 nt
Organism: Microcebus murinus (gray mouse lemur)
Lineage: Eukaryota; Metazoa; Chordata; Mammalia; Primates; Cheirogaleidae
Gene: GML
Product: glycosylphosphatidylinositol anchored molecule like
Source: RefSeq, a predicted model, not a curated record
GGACUUGCUCUCGUGGCGGAAGGUGCAGGGCAGCCCGUGUGUGCGCACAGAGACCACAGGGAAAGAGAGAAGCCAGAGAGAAGGAGGUUUCAGGGGCUGACUCCGCAGGCCAAGCCCUGCAGGAAAUGAUGCUUCCCUUUGCCUUCAUUCUUGCCAUGGGGCUCCCAUUGGUCGGAACAAACGUCACCAUCUCUUAUCAGGCACGUUGGACCUAUAAAUUGAAAUGCUUCGACUGUGAGAUCAUCAACAACUUCAACUGUGCACGUGUAAGGGAAUGUCCGUAUGACAUUAGGCGCUGUAUGACCAUUUCCGUUCGUUUAAACCCUCGUGAACUACUCAUUUAUAAGAACUGUACGACCAACUGCACAUUUUUAUAUCACUCUCAAGUGCCUCCUGAAGCCCCAAGACGCCUCAAGACGAAUAGUUUCUAUUUUGUUCGUUGCUGUGGUGCCAUGCAGUGCAAUGAAGGAGGACCUAGUACUAUUGACCAGGACAUAAGCCUUGAUAGUACAAUUGAGGAGCCCAUCCCAGAAGGAACUGUGAGUUUUGGGGAGUCGAAAAGCGUCCUGAUCCUUGCCUCUAUCAUAGUCAGAAACGCACUGACUUGAGAACCGCUCCUGGGAAGGUCUCCUCAUCUUCCCCCAUUCCUCAGAGAAAUUUUGCUCUCCAUUGCUCCCUUGUAAAUCAGAGACACUGAUCCACGGUGCCUCCAGUUGGCCCUCUUAUGGUUUAUUUUAAGAGAGAAAUAAAGCAAAUUAUUGUUUGUUGAAAACGUU